Pseudocercospora fijiensis CIRAD86 is the source of this 1905-nucleotide messenger RNA. RefSeq lists its product as uncharacterized. The transcript is spliced from 2 exons. The record is from RefSeq and is a predicted model, not a curated record. The coding region runs from base 1 to 1905 and encodes 634 amino acids. Gene Ontology annotation, molecular function: transmembrane transporter activity. Gene Ontology annotation, biological process: transmembrane transport. NCBI's taxonomy places the organism in Eukaryota, Fungi, Ascomycota, Dothideomycetes, Mycosphaerellales, Mycosphaerellaceae.
AUGGAUACAGGCCGAGAACAUGGCGGGCACAACAGAACUGAUACUGGAGACACUGUCGACAGUGCUGCAACCACACUCCUAGGCAGCCCACACCCAAACAGUGAUCGCAAGUACGCCAGUAUAGACCAGGAAGUACGCAAGAGGCGGAAGAGUAUAGACAACCACGACGAUCGCGGGAAUGAAGAAGAUACAGCGGACGAGGAAGAGCACACAGCCCGCGAAGCAGUCGACGAUGGAGAGCCUCCACCGGGACCACCCACCAAGCAAGAGAAGCGGAAGGCCGUGGCAUGGAAAGACUUGCCAAAGAAAGGGCAGCUUGCAAUUCUAACGCUUGCAAGACUAAGCGAGCCUCUCACUCAGACGAGCCUACAGAGCUACAUGUUUUACCAGCUGAAGUCAUUCAAGACGGCCGAUGGCUCGACGCCUUCCGAUAGUAAAGUAUCGCAGCAAGCGGGUCUGCUCGCCGCUGCUUUCACUGGAGCUCAAUUCUGUACUGCUAUCCUGUGGGGUCGGCUAGCUGAUAGUGAAAAGUUGGGUAGAAAGAGGGUGAUUUUGGUCGGAUUGCUUGGAACUGCGAUUGGAGCCCUUGGGUUUGGCUUCAGUCAGUCCUUUGCGGUAGCCAUGUUCUGGCGCGCUGUCGGCGGCAUACUGAAUGGAAACAUUGGUGUCAUGCGAACGAUGAUUUCAGAAAUUGUCAAGGAAAAAAAGUACCAAGGUCGGGCGUUUCUUCUGCUCCCCAUGACGUUCAACAUUGGGGUGAUCAUUGGACCGCUUCUUGGAGGAGUUCUUGCUGAUCCUGCUGGAUCCUAUCCCAAACUCUUCGGACCUGGGAGCACAUUCGGCGGGGAGCACGGAGUUCCACUGUUCAUGCGCUUCCCGUAUGCGUUACCGAAUAUCGUCAAUGCAACAUUCCUCCUUGCGAGCGCUCUAGCCCUUGUACUAGGCCUGGAAGAAACGCUCGAUACGUUGAAAGGCAAGAAGGAUUACGGACUAAGACUGGGCAAGCUCAUUGCAAGGGUCGUCUUCCGGCGACGAUCGAAUCAGGACUACACACCUCUCCAAGACUCGGAGCAUUCACAGGACAUUGAGCGCCGAUCUGCGUCCAUGUCGAAACCGAAGCCUAGACAAAAGCUGCCUUUCCGUCGCAUCUGGACCCGCAAUGUUCUCCUUACAUUUCUUUCACACGGUCUCCUCGCGAUGCAUGUUGGGACGUUCAACAAUCUCUGGUUUGUGUUCCUCUCCACGCCUCGGUAUUCGCCCGAUUCCAAUGGCUCCAAUAACCUGCCUCUUCCAGAAGGCUAUAAGCCACAUCCUCCUUUCACCUUCACUGGGGGUCUCGCCCUGCCGCCGCCGGCGAUUGGUAUGGCUCUCGCCAUUCUAGGAGUUCUCGGCAUCUCACUGCAACUGCUCAUCUAUCCUCGCGUCCAAUUCCGUCUCGGCACCAUCACGGCUUACCGACUGUCGCUUCUGCUGUUUCCCAUAUGUUACUUCCUGGCCCCAUUCCUUGCGGUCAUCCCUAGUACACUGCCAGCCCCUCAUCAAGCUGCUGGUGCGGCGAUUUGGAUCGCAAUCACAUUCGUACUGGUAUUCCAAGUCACGGCUCGCACUUUCGCCUUACCUAGUGCAGCUAUCCUAGUCAACAACUGCUGUCCGCAUCCUAGUGUUUUAGCGAGCAUUCAUGGAAUCGGACAGUCUGUCUCAUCGUUGACGAGAACGAUCGGUCCAGUGAUGGCUGGCUGGGCGUAUGGGUCAGGAUUGAAUGCAGGGGUUGUCGGGCUCGCCUGGUGGGUAAUGUGCGGUAUUUCGAUUGUCGGCGCUGUCGCUGGCACUUGGGUGAAGGAGGGUGAUGGCCAUGAAAUUUGGUUGGAAGGCGAAAAGGAAGAAGAGGACAGUAGCAAGGGAUAG